Papaver somniferum (opium poppy) is the source of this 1393-nucleotide messenger RNA. Its product is annotated as serine/threonine-protein kinase rio1-like. The record is from RefSeq and is a predicted model, not a curated record. The transcript has 12 exons. Lineage: Eukaryota; Viridiplantae; Streptophyta; Magnoliopsida; Ranunculales; Papaveraceae. The coding region runs from base 29 to 1393 and encodes 454 amino acids. Gene Ontology annotation, biological process: protein phosphorylation. Gene Ontology annotation, molecular function: protein serine/threonine kinase activity; ATP binding.
UAAAGCAGCUGGUACAAGAAACCCUAAAAUGUAUUUGGAAGAAUUUUCAGAAACUGAAAUUGGAGAGGCCUUAGAUUUGUUGGACUCUUCUAAAGAUAAUGGAGCUGCAAUUCAUCUCUACUCUAGAAGACCUAAUGCUCAUGGAGGUCAUCUUCUUUCAAGACCUCUUCAGCCCCUCUUGAAUAGAAGCCAAAAGUUCACCGGACAUCUUCGGCCUUCACCGUUAGAGGAGUGGGAAGACAAGGAAAAUAGGAGCAUGCCCAAUUCUGCUACAACUGCUAAUCUUCAAAGUCUCACCCGUAAAACUAAAACCACCGACAAGAGAGACCGUGCUACUGUUGAACAGGAUAUUGAUCCAAGAACUCGUAUGGUGUUGUUCAAAAUGCUGAAUCCUGGUAUAUUUGACCUAAAUGGCUGCAUUUCUACUGGGAAAGAAGCCAAUGUUUAUCAUGCGACAAAAGAUGAUGGUCAAGAAUUUGCAGUAAAGGUCUAUAAAACUUCAGUUCCAGCAUUCAAGGAUGGGGAUCGUUAUAUACAAGGGGAUUAUUGUUUUCGGCGUGGAUACUUGAAGCACAAUCCCAGGCAAAUGCCUAAGACUUGGGCAGAAAAUGAAAUGAGGAACCUUAUGAGGCUAAAGGCAGCAGGGAUCAGGUGCCCAACUCCAAUAUUUUUGAGGCUUCAUGUUUUGGUUAUCGAAUUUAUAGGAAAAUCAGGGAGAGCUGCUCCUUGUCUCAAGGAUGCAAAUCUAUCUGAAGACAAGAUGGGUGAAUGCUAUGUACAGAUGAUUAUGGUGAUGCGAAAUUUAUACCAAAAGUGCAACCUGAUGCAUGGAGACUUGAGCGAGUAUAGUAUACUCUAUUACGAGGGUAGCUUGCACGUUAUUGAUGUUUCCGAAUCUGUGGACCUUGACCACCCUCUUGCCUCAUACUUCUUACGUUUAGAUUGCAAACACGUUUCUGAUUUUUUCAGAAAGAAUGGUGUCAAAGUUUUGAGCGCACGAGAACUGUUCGAUUUUAUAGUAGAUUCAUCUAUUACUGAUGAAUCUGUGCAUUCUUAUUUAGAAGAGGUUCAACGGGAAAUUUUGGUUUGGAGAGAUGCGAUGUCCAGGCUGAUCUCUGUGGAGUCGGACAUUCUAUGGGGCCCGGACACCGUAGGUUUGCUUUAUCUUUCCCCAGCUCCAAAACAGUUAUCAAAUGAUACCUCUACUGGACAGACGAACAACUUCGGAACCGAAUCUGGAACAGAUGAACAUGACAAGGAGGAGGAGAACAAUGAUGAUGAUUCAGAAGGAUUAGAGCCAUAUGAUACUAGGAAGGAGGGUACAAGGGAGACAGUAAUCCCUGCAGAUAAAAAAGCAGCUCGAAAAGAGAACAAGAAGAAAGUGAAAGAAUAG